GGUCCGCGGUUAGUAAACGAGAGGAAUGGCUUGAAAUUAAACAAAAAACGCAGAGAUGAUAAGUAUCUGACAGUUCUUGUUGCAAAUUGCUGCAGUGCUAUUUUUAUAGGUGUAGUGUAUUCUCAUUCGGAUUGACUAAACUGGGCAACGGAGUCUCAUGUCACAUGUGCUUCAUAGGAAGAAGCUGGGCAUCUGCAAGCUGGAUCUGGAGGAGGAUGCUGCGGCAAAUGAUACACAGAGGGCUCAAAGCUUCUUUCUACUGGCUGGGCUUAUUUGUUAGUAGGCAUCCGGUUUUUUUCCUCACCGUUCCCGCAGUCUUAACCAUCAUUUUCGGAUCUACCGUCCUGAGCAGAUUCAAGCCCGAAACGGACAUCGAGAUACUGGUUGCCCCGACACACAGCUUUGCUAAAGUAGAGCGGAGUCUUGCGAACAGCCUUUUCCCCAUCGACCAGUCAAAAAACAAGCUGUAUUCCGACCUGCACACCCCCGGCAGAUAUGGGAGACUGAUUCUGCUGGCCAAGUCUGGGGGAAAUAUACUGGAGCUAGCCGACCAGGUCCUGCAGGUUCACAAGCAGGUGCUGGAUUUGCGGGUUAAUUACAAGGGAUUCAAUUACACUUUUGCUCAUCUCUGUGUCCUGAGCCAUCGGGAUAAGCGAUGCCUCUUGGAUGAUAUAAUUACGAUAUUCGAAGAUAUCCGCUUAGCCAUUCUAUCGAAUCACACUUUUUCAAAGGUGCCCGUGACCUAUCCAAAUACAACAUUAAAGGAUGGUCGUGUGUCCUUCAUCGGCCACCAGUUGGGUGGAGUGGCCUUCUCGCCCAACACCCGAGACCAGCAGGUGAAGUUUGCCCGGGCCAUCCAGAUCACCUACUACCUUCGCAACCAUGGCCCCGUGGUGCAGGACGUCAUCGCAGAGAAGUGGGAGAAUGCCUUCUGCACCCUCAUCACGCGCCUGUCCACGCUCAGCGAGGACCUGCACAUCCAGUCUCUCACCUCCUUCAGCCUGUGGAGGGACUUCCACCAGACGGGCGUGCUGGCUAAAGGGGAGGUGCUGGUCAGCCUAGUGCUCCUUCUUCUGGCAGCCACCAUCUCCAGCUCAAUGAGGGACUGCCUGAGGGGAAAGCCCUUCCUGGGUCUGCUGGGUGUGCUCACAAUAGCCAUCGCCAACGUGACCUCCGCUGGCAUCUUCUUCAUCUCCGACGGGAAGUUUAACUCCACGCUGCUGGGGAUCCCAUUCUUCUCCAUGGGUCAUGGAACCAAAGGAGUGUUUGAGCUCCUGGCGGGCUGGAGAAGAACUCGAGAAAGCCUUCCCUUCAAGGAGCGCGUGGCAGACGCCUUCGCCGACGUGAUGGUGUGCUAUACCAUGACCAGUUCCCUCUAUAUCAUCACUUUCGGCAUGGGUGCCAGCCCCUUCACCAACAUCGAGUCGGUGAAGAUCUUCUGCCAGAGCAUGUGCGUGGCCGUCCUGGUCAACUACUUCUACGUGUUCUCCUUCUACGGUUCCUGCUUGGUGUUCGCUGGUCAACUGGAGCAGAACCGCUACCACAGUGUGUUCUGCUGUAAGAUCCCCUCAGUGGAGUACCUGGACCGUCAGCCCACCUGGUUCAAGACCAUGAUGAGCGAUGGCCAUGACCACGUCACGCACCACGAGGUCGUGCCCUACCAAAACCACUUCAUCCAGCACUUCCUGAGAGAGCACUACACCGAGUGGAUCACCAACACCUACGUCAAGCCCUUUGUGGUCAUCCUCUACCUGAUCUACGCCUCCUUCUCCUUCAUGGGAUGUUUACAAAUCAGUGAUGGAUCCAACAUCGUCAACCUCCUAGCCAGCAACACGCCCAGUGUGUCCUACGCCACGACCCAGCAGAAGUACUUCAGUAACUACAGCCCUGUGAUCGGCUUCUACAUCUAUGAGCCCAUCGAGUAUUGGAACUCCACGGUGCAGGAGCACCUCACAACGCUGAGCCACGGCUUCAACAAAAUCUCCUGGAUGGAUAACUACUUUCAGUAUCUGAAGGUGGUGAAUGUGAGCGCCUCGACCAAAAGUGAUUUCAUCACCAUCCUGCAGGGCUCCUUCCUGCGCAGCCCGGAGUAUCAGCACUUCAUGGAGGACAUCAUUCUGUCCAAGACAGAUGGAGAUGAAAUGGAGAUCAUCGCAUCCAGGAUGUACCUGGUGGCGCGGACCACGGAGAAGACACGGGAGGAGGUGGUGGAACUGCUGGAGAGGCUCCGCCCCCUUUCGCUCAUCAACAACAUCAAGUUCAUCGUCUUCAACCCCACCUUCGUCUACAUGGACCGUUACAGCUCCUCUGUGGUCUCACCCAUCCUCACAUCGGCCUUCAGCGUGCUCACCAUUCUCAUCCUCACCUUCUUCCUGGUCAUCAACCCUCUGGGGAACUUCUGGUUGAUCCUGACCGUCACCUCCGUAGAGCUGGGGGUCCUGGGCCUCAUGACCCUCUGGAAUGUACAUAUGGACAGCAUCUCUAUCCUGUGCCUUAUUUAUACUCUCAACUUUGCCAUGGAUCACUGUGCACCCCACCUGUACACCUUUGUACUGGCCACAGAGCACACCAGGACCCAGUGCAUUAAAAUCUCGUUAGAGGAGCACGGGGCGGCCAUUUUACAAAACGCCUGCUGUUUCGUUAUCGGGAUGUUGCCCUUGGUGUUUGUGCCUUCCAAUCUGACCUACACGCUGUUCAAGUGCUCCCUCCUCACUGCAGGCUGCACAGUGCUGCACUGUUUUGUCAUCCUGCCUGUGUUUCUAACGUUUUUUCCCCCAUCAAAAAAAAGGCACAAGAAGAAGAAACGGGCAAAACGGAAAGAGCGGGAGAGGGAGCGGGAGAUGAUAGAGAGGGAGAGAGUAAGGGAGAGGGAGGAGAUAGAGUGCAUUGAAGUCAGGGAGAACCCUGAUCAUGUGACUAACGUCUGAGAAGCCGUGUGUCAGUGAGCGCGAGCAGUGAGCGGCAGCGGGACAGUCUUCAGUGAUUGUUAGGUGAGGUGUUGGAAGCAUGUCCUAAAGCGAGGAUGGCCAUGUGUUGUAGCCCCUCAAAGGGCCAGAGAGGUCAAAGCUGACCAGUCCUCAGAAGGAGGAGGGAGGGAGGUAGAGAUAGACCAGCAGCCAUGACCCAGCUAGACAGCCAGCGGCCAUGCUGUCUAGAGUAGAGACCAGACCAGAUCAGACCCAUAGAUCAGCUACUCCUUCAGUCUGGACGGGACAGUGUAUCUUAUCUGCACAGUCUGCAAACGGUUCCCUCUGCUGUUCAUACAGACUCUUGCACACAACCAGGAUGAAACUACAAUAUCAUACAUUUACUUACAGUGUAAUGUGUAAGGGGAUAAUAUAUCUUAUUCUAACAAUUGUAAAUCUACAGUAUCGUGAGCAAAGUAUGGUAGCAUAAGAAUGAGAGCAAUGUCUACCUCUAGGAUGGUGGUCAAAGUUAUCUAAAUUGUUUUCUACAAUUUGUCAUAUUAAAUCCUUUUAUCAUCUACACAGGCUUAUACUACCCCCAUCACAAAGACCCCAUUAUAGUAUGAUUAGUAUGACAGACAGACAGACAGACAGACAGACAGACAGACAGACAGACAGACAGACAGACAGACAGACAGACAGACAGACAGACAGACAGACAGACAGACAGACAGACAGACAGACAGACAGACAGACAGACAGACAGACAGACAGACAGACAGACAGAAGGAUGUAUACAUUUGAAUUUGUUUGAGAGUACACAGAAAUAAAGCAUACCCACAGUAGAUACCAUUCUUUCUUUCCGGUAAACACUCGAGCGAACAGCUGAACUGGGCAGAUGGCGUACACUGUGUCCAUUAUGAAGAAUUAUCCUGCACAUUGCAUUGUGCGGAUACAAUUGUCAAGGUUAAUUUUACAGGAAGACAGAUAUAUCUGCUUUAUUUCCAUUCUCACAUCUGUUCUUAGCCAACAAUUAGAGUAGAACUGCAGCAAGGUACAUAAUCUAGGGCUUCAUUCAGUCUGUAUCCCUGAAGUGUUACAGAUUGCACCAUAGAAAUGUAAAGGUCAUUUCAGAUUGAGCUGACAUAUGCAGUGUUUACCGUGAAUGCAGUCUCCGCUAACGCGGUAACAUUGACUUUCAAUUUCAAUCACGCUGUAACUUCUGCGAUACGGAUUGAACAGAUCCCUUAAUAGAGUUGGGCAUGUUCAGGAAAUCAUAGCAGAUGACUUAACUAGGAGGGAAAAGGCAACUUUGAACUAGUAAAACCAAAAGGAGGAAGUACUGCAGAGGUUGAAGAUCAUACUGCCUUUCUAACUGGGCUAAGAUAUGAGGUGUCUCGAGAAAUCAUCUGAACGUCAUGGUUGGCAAGGCAUCUUCAGUGUUUAACACGUUUCAGUGUCACACGUUUCAAUGUCCCAUGAUUAAGAGGUGAUUAUGGAUCAUCAUGAACAAAAUAAAUGAUUGGGUGGGUUGGACACGACAGGUCAUAAUUUAAUCAGAGAUACAUCGUUUCUUUUUGUUUGUGUGAAAGACUAUGGUGCCAAAUAAUUAGAGCGGGGAAAAAAUAUGGGUGUCGAUUUGUUGGUACAUGUGGAUAUUCUGUCAAAUCAAAUCAUGAUGUAAUAGACAUCCUAUUGGUUCAAACCUCAAAGUAAUGCCAUACAUCACAAUGAUGCUUGUUUAAACAGCCAUUGGUGAUGUAUAUUAGCAUUCCAAUGGCUUUCAUGGUUCAUUGCUUGAUGUACUUUAGAAAUCUCCAGAGAACAUCAGUAUUCUCCUCUAGUAGCUUCUCUACUAUCCAGAAUGGCCAGAGUGGAGUCCCUCUCCCUGUCGGAAAACCAAGCGCAUUAUCAAGCUAAGUCUGAUGAUGCUGGAUAAGAUCUCUGUAAGGACAGACACUCUCAAGGUCAGAAUGCAGGAGAUAAUCAUCACUGACCUCUGGUACGUCACCUUAGGGUGGUUUGUGGCAUGUAACAGAAUGCCUCUCAUGUAAAAGGAUGUGGCUCUCCGUAGGUUAUUCUUAAUUGAAAGUUAUGACCUUGAGAGGGCAUUGCUGUCUUUAUAUGUUGCUUGAAAGGGCCAACGUACCUCUCAAAAAGGGCAAUUAAAGCUAUGAGGGCACCUGAAGCAACUUUAUGUGUUUUUGGACCAAAAGUUAGAGAAGCUUACAGGAGUAAAAUGGUCAGUACAAUUAACCAUCUUGAAAGCAACAUAUUGAAGUUAAGAAGCGAAAAGCAGUUUCUGCUUCUGUAUGAAACAGUAGCUCGCUAGUUAUCAAGAUAAUGCCUUUACCUGCUCAUGGGCUUUCACACUCCUCCUUUAGUAAAAUAAAUGGGAUGAAACGGAUCCUCUCCCUCAUGCAAGAAAUCACCCUCCUCACAAAAGACUAAAGACGGCCAUUUUGUCUGAAAGUUAGCAAUGAAUGAAUCUCUCACGUUAAAAAUGAUGAUAAUGUAAAUCCCUAAUUUCAUUCUCAAAUCUCUUAUCCGUGGUGAUGAUUAAUCCUAAGCGUUAAAGCCUAAAUAGCAAGAGAAUCUCAUAACUUUUAACCAGACAUAGUUUACUCCAAAGUGAUGGGUAUAGGCUAGCUACAAAACCUGCAACUGUUGGUGUCACUGCAUUUUGUAUAUGUAUAGUAAGAAGGUUUGAACAUUUAAUAUAAUGGUGACAAAUGCCAAUUGAAAUCAUUGACUUCCCAAAAUGACUGUGUACGCAUGGCACUGUAAUGUAUUGAUGCAUGUAUUUCAUUUCUGUAUAUUUAAUCUGUGUAUCCUUAUUUUGCAACGCUGUGUUAACAUAUGUUUGUUGUUUAAAUGCAUAUUCUAUAACAUUUUGUGCAACAAAAUAACAAAAUGUCCUUUAUGUUCAACAAAACAAAAGCCAGAGGAUCAUAUGUGUAAUAUAACUGUAUAUUAUUUUUUUUAAAGGAUUUUCUAUGAAAAAACUCUAUGAUAUUACAUUUUUUAAAGCUGAAAUGUUCUUAUAAAAAAAGCAAUAAAGGAAAAAAGGGUUGAACACAGUAGGCCAGUAAUAAACUGUGGAAUGUCAACAACUGAGUAGAUCAACCUGUUACACCUACAGUGGACCUAUAUGUUUGUGGUGCAUCAACAAAUGUAACACGUUCUCUAUGGGGAGACUGUGGAUUCUGCUUGUUUUCAUUGUUUGUUUCUUUGUUUGUUUAUUCCUCACUACUUGGCCAUUAUAUUACAGGGAGAUAUUACAGCCUCUUUUUACUACACUGCAAUUUUAUCUAGCUUGGUUGUAGUUAUUUUGUUUCUAUCAGAAUAGUAUGCAAAACAACAAACAAUAAUGACAAAGAAUUGCAAUGGUAUAUGCAGAACACGUCUAAGACUGACCCGUACUUACAUAACUACUGUUGAAUAUUCAGAUUACAAUGCCAUUAUAUAUGAUCCAUGAACAUGCUUAACCCUCCAAUAACUUUCAAUGGUUUUUUUUGCUAGACACUCAUGAUACAGGAUAGUCGAUUCAUCUUUUGAAACACUCAGCUUGCUGUACUUACUGUAUACAAGUCAUCUCUGAUGAAGCUACGUUUAAUGCUGUCUUUCUGAGUCUAGUAUGUGUUCUAAUGUGCAAAUGAUCAUCACUUGUCUAACCACUUCACUGUCUGCUCCACUGAGAAAGUCAUUACCUCCACCAAUGUUUAAUUUACCAAACCCCUUGCUUAUGGUUUUGUCUAACUCUUAAAUCAGGCUGUCUGAUGCAGUGGUUUGUUGAUGCUUAUUGUAUGUGUGGUAGGUUGUAAUUUUGUCAGUGAGUUUGAGUGUCAACUCACUGUUCAGAUCAGAACAUGGUCAUUGAUUGAUGACAUCAGUGAUGAGGUCAUUAUCUGAGGUUUGGUAUUGAUGUGGUGUCUGAUGCUCUGUGUGUGAAUAUAAAAACCCAAACACUGUUAACGAGUA
Salmo salar (Atlantic salmon) is the source of this 6887-nucleotide messenger RNA. RefSeq names its product patched domain containing 4 (gene ptchd4). Gene Ontology annotation, cellular component: membrane. The record is from RefSeq and is a predicted model, not a curated record. Lineage: Eukaryota; Metazoa; Chordata; Actinopteri; Salmoniformes; Salmonidae.